AUGGGUUCCGUGAUUCUGCCUCACUUGCACUCAGCAUGGCACGUCGACCAGUCCAUUCUCAGCGAAGAUGACCGUCUAGUCAUCAUCCGUUUUGGCAAGGACGGCCAUCCGGACUGUUUGCGCCAGGACGAUGUGCUCGCCAAAAUCGCGGAGAAAGUGAAGAAUUUUGCCGUGGUUUACCUAUGUGAUAUUGACGAGGUGCCGGAUUUCAAUUCUAUGUAUGAGCUUUACGAUCCGAUGACAAUAAUGUUCUUCUUUAGGAAUAAACAUAUGAUGUGUGAUUUCGGAACUGGUAAUAAUAACAAGCUGAACUGGUUACUAGAGGAUAAACAGGAGUUGAUCGAUAUCAUCGAAACAAUCUACCGCGGUGCGAAGAAGGGUCGGGGUCUGGUCGUUAGCCCCAAGGAUUACUCCACGAGAUACCGUUACUAG
Messenger RNA from Aspergillus ruber CBS 135680, 432 nucleotides. RefSeq names its product DIM1 family thioredoxin-like protein. The transcript has 4 exons. Bases 1 to 432 code for a protein of 143 amino acids. NCBI's taxonomy places the organism in Eukaryota, Fungi, Ascomycota, Eurotiomycetes, Eurotiales, Aspergillaceae. Gene Ontology annotation, biological process: mRNA splicing, via spliceosome. The record is from RefSeq and is a predicted model, not a curated record. Gene Ontology annotation, cellular component: U5 snRNP; spliceosomal complex; U4/U6 x U5 tri-snRNP complex.